Messenger RNA from Magallana angulata, 559 nucleotides. RefSeq names its product nudC domain-containing protein 2-like. Gene Ontology annotation, cellular component: cytoplasm. The record is from RefSeq and is a predicted model, not a curated record. The transcript has 4 exons. Gene Ontology annotation, biological process: protein folding. NCBI's taxonomy places the organism in Eukaryota, Metazoa, Mollusca, Bivalvia, Ostreida, Ostreidae. The coding region runs from base 34 to 498 and encodes 154 amino acids.
AGAUUCACGAGAGAGCAUGUCGUAAAAUGGAUCAUGGCCCACUUUGAUGAGAAAAGUGGUUACAUCCCUUGUAAAACGGAGUGGGGACAGUGGUGGCAGACAAACGAAGAAGUCUUCAUAGAAAUAAACGUGCCCCAGGGAACCCUGGCGAAAGAUAUCAAGUGUGCAUUCGCCCCCAAACACAUUAAAAUAGCUGUGAAAGGAGAAACAGUCAUAGAGGGAGACCUUCCAAGUACAAUACAUUCAGAUGAAGCUUUGUGGACUUUAGAGGACAAGAAAUUUUUAAGGGUGUUCCUGCCCAAGGGACUAGCUGUAGCUGAGAACCUCUGGAACUCACUGCUUGUGGGACAGUACGAGACUGACGCCUGGACGUUCGACCAGAUGGAAAAGAAAGCUACGCUACAAAAAUAUCAACAGGAGAAUCCAGGUUUUGAUUUUUCUGGUGCAGACAUUUCAGGAAAUUAUCACAAAGGAGGACCAAAACUGUCUGACAAAUAGAAGACAAUUUUAAAAGACAAAUUAGACAUAUUUAUAAUAGUUAGUAAAUUAUAAGCUGAGC